Messenger RNA from Mesoplodon densirostris (Blainville's beaked whale), 900 nucleotides. RefSeq names its product family with sequence similarity 50 member B (gene FAM50B). NCBI's taxonomy places the organism in Eukaryota, Metazoa, Chordata, Mammalia, Artiodactyla, Ziphiidae. The record is from RefSeq and is a predicted model, not a curated record. Gene Ontology annotation, biological process: chromatin organization. Gene Ontology annotation, cellular component: nucleus.
AUGGAGGAAGAAAGCAGAGUCCACGCGGUGGCUCCGAGCUCCCAGGCCGCGGUUGAGAGCACGCGGCGCGCGCGGCCCGGGGGAGCCGGCGGGCGGCACGGCUCGGUCCAAGGGCACUAUGCGCGGGCCGGCCGAGCCCUGCACCCGCUCGACCAGCGCAAGAAGCAGAAGGAGCACGUGGGGGUCCUGAAGCAGCGCAUCGCCGAGGAGACCAUCAGCAAGCCCAAGGUGGGCCGGAAGUGCGCCCACUGCGACGCGGUGGAGGCCGAGCUGAACAGCACCGCGGGGCUGCUGACCCUGCACGACGUGAAGGCGCGGCAGGAGGCCCUGGUGCGCCAGCGCGAGACGCAGCGGGCGCAGCGCGAACGGCGGGAGCGGCGGCGGCGCCGGCAGCUGGACGCGCGGCGCGAGCGGGAGCAGCGGCGCCGGAUCUGCCGGCCUGUCCUUCUCGCCCGACGACGGCGACGAGGACCCCGAGGGGGGCGACCCCGAGGGCAAGGACGCGGCGUGGACACGAGCUUCCUGCCGGACCGCGAGCGCGAGGAGGUGGAGGCGACGUCCAGCUCCUGGCACGGCUGCGGGCACCGGCGCGCCGCGCGCAUCCAUAGGACGGCCGGCGCGGAGCAGCUCCCGUAAGCCGAGGAGGCCCGGAUCCGGCCGCACGACCACCCCUUCUACGACCUGAGGGUGGCGCAGGCGCGCGGCAAGGGGCCGCUCUUCACCUUCGACGUGCACGACGACGUGCGGCUGCGCAGCGACGCCCCCCUGGAGAAGGACGAGUCGCACGCGGACAGAGCGGCGCCGCGCAGCUGGCGCGAGAAGAACCAGCAUCUCUUCCCCGCCCGCCGCCGGGAGCCCUACGACCCCGAGAAGCGCUGGGACGGCUGUACGGUCCGGUGA